Messenger RNA from Pygocentrus nattereri (red-bellied piranha), 5378 nucleotides. It is a transcript of the gene faxca, whose product is annotated as failed axon connections homolog, metaxin like GST domain containing a. The transcript has 6 exons. Gene Ontology annotation, cellular component: cytoplasm. The record is from RefSeq and is a predicted model, not a curated record. Bases 164 to 1333 code for a protein of 389 amino acids. Lineage: Eukaryota; Metazoa; Chordata; Actinopteri; Characiformes; Serrasalmidae.
GUGGACGACGGUAGCGCGCAGCUGCGGUCGGACGGACUGAUCUCGGACCUCGAGGAGGCUGGAGGGCCCCCGAGCAUCCCUGAUGCCCCUCUGCGCCCCUCCGUAUUGGGGGCGAUGAAGAAGCCCCCGCUGAGGGCCGCAGGGCUGCGCGGCCGGCGGCAGUAUGCAGUGGGGCGCCGGGCUCGGCGCGCUCCACUUCGACCGCAAUAGGAGUAUCUCCUGCGGCCGUCUGGUUGUCGUCGCCGGACACCCGCUGCCGGAGUCCACCGCCACCAUCAUGGCCGACUCGUGGUGGCGGAAAACGCUGUGCUUGGCCGGGGGCGCCCUGCUCGCCGCCGCCGCCUAUUUACUGCAUGAGCUGCUGGUCGUGAGAAAAGAGCAGGAACUGGAUUCUAAAGAUGCCAUCAUCCUUCAUCAAUUUACUCGGCCCAAGAAUGGAAUACCCAGCCUGUCCCCUUUUUGCCUGAAAAUGGAAACCUACCUGCGCAUGGCAGACCUGCCUUACCAGAACUAUUUUGAUGGGAAGUUGUCUCCACAAGGGAAAAUGCCAUGGAUUGAGUACAACCAGGAGCAGGUGUGUGGUUCGGAGUUCAUCAUCGACUUCCUGGAGGAAAAACUCGGUGUGAAUCUGAACAGCAGUCUGAGUCCUGAAGAGAGAGCAGUGUCACGGACUAUCACCAAGAUGGUGGAGGAGCACUUCUACUGGACGAUAGCCUAUUGUCAGUGGGUUGAUAAUGUGGAGGAAACUAAAAGCAUGCUAGCUGUGAGCGGGCCACUAAGUGAACUCCUGAAGUGGAUCCUGAGUCACGUGACUGGCAGCCUGGUGAAGAGAGAAAUGUAUGGCCAUGGCAUUGGGCGUUUCUCGAAAGAUGAAGUCUAUGCUUUGAUGGAGAAGGAUAUGCGCACCCUUGCUACUCUGCUUGGAGAUAAAAAGUAUAUCAUGGGCCCCGAGGUCUCCACAGUCGAUGCGGCUGUAUUUGGUCAUCUUGCUCAGGCCAUGUGGACGUUACCAGGCACACGGCCAGAACAGCUCAUUAAAGGUGAGUUCAUUAAUUUAGCCAUGUACUGCGAGCGCAUCCGGAGAAAAUUUUGGCCUGAGUGGUUUGUGGACGUUGACGAUUUGUACUACGAUGGUAUAAGUGAAGAGCCCAACUCUCCAUCACAGCUGCCUGACCUGGGUCUGUACUCACGCAGCGACAGCUUCCCUGAAGAACCUAGCACCCUCUCACACUCCGCCACCACACAUUCGUUGGACAGCGAUCCCACUGGACGUUCAAUCUUUGACUCUGACAUGGAGGCAGAGUACUCGGAGAUGGAGCAGCUCAAGGGUUAAUCAAUCUUUCCUCUGCAGUGCCUCUGCACAGGCCCUGCCACACUGUCCUCUUUCAGGCCACUCCCACCAGUCAGAAGGAGAGUGGCUUUUAUGAGGAUGGCAGAGCUUCUUAAUGAUUCUGAGUGAACAAGAGACUGAAAACGGCAGUUUCACUUUUUACAUGCAAGAGAAUAAUGAAUUAAGAGGGGAAAAAACGGAAAGUGAAAAGUUAAUCUGCUUAUUUGAGAGAAAAAUUAAGUGGGGAGGAUAACCUGAGAAGAGAUUUAAUGCAUCACACAAUACAGAGCACUACUAGGAAGAGAAGUCAAGCAGAAGAAUAUCAAACAGUAAAAUAAUGAAGCAAGCUAAUGUUUAAAAAGAGAAAGACAAGGGACUGAAUGAUGCUACUGCUGAAUCAUUCCCUCCAUAGUGAAAGACCACUGCUUGUAGUAGCUGCGUCCUCUCACCAUGUUCCUCUUCAUCUCUCUCUUGGACAUGAACAGUCUCUUUUGUCCUAAGAUUUAUUAUAGUGUGAAUGUCAAUAUGAACGUGAAUAUUUAAAGUUCUGGAUUUGUCAUAUGUGGCAACCUGUUGAUGCAUUCUUCAACAAUAUGGCCUUGGCUAGCUUUGUUGUGCUGGUAGGUUUUACCUAAUGUUGCCCUGGGACUACAUAUGAAAGUCUAGUUCUUCACCACAGUUAUUGCUCUGAUGUACUGCUCAGUCCACCACCUGUAGAUUCCUUUUAACCUUAAUAAUUGAUUAACCUUCUCGUAGAACUAUCAUAGCCUGGGUCCUGAUGAAAAAAUCCUAACCCUAACCCAAAAGAUAUGCCUUUAAACCUCAUGAUUACCUGAGGCAGUCUAAUAGCUCACAAACCGAGGUCCGUUUUUGUUUCUACAUAACAAUUGGAAUAAGAAAAUAGGGUGAUUGUCAUACAUGAAGAUUAAUGAAUGGAAGUGUUUGCAUAGUAUUGUCUUUAUGAUAAAGAUUUAUGAUAUGGAUGUUUUCAACUACCUAACACACACUUAAUCAAUCUGGAGCUUGCAUUGGCUUGUCUGAUGGGACCCUAGGUGCUUGUCUGACGUGACCCUAGGUGCUUGGCCCCCUGAUAGGGCCCUCAGCAUUUGAGUUAAUGCACCAAGAACAGUUCUCCCCAUUCUUUAAUAUGUUUGUCUCUGUGAUCCAUCCGCUUUGUAUGUUGUAGUCACUGCAUGCAUAGGCCGUUUACUUAAGCUUGAGCUUGAUUCAUGGGACCCACAAGAACCAAAUUUUUGGCCAGUGGGUUUAUUAUAAUGACCUUAUUAUUUCAAUUGGGUAUAUGAUGCUUCAGCAACUAUGCUUGAGGAGCAGUACUGACCAACAAUGCAGUGUAGAAAUACUAUUAGAAAUUAUAAUUAGAAACAUCCUGUUUGUGCUCAGUGAGUGAAAGUGGCCAAUACAUGUGUUUGUCAGACAGCAGAUGCGUGUAAACAAUGUGCCUGAUUUUUAGAGAGCAGUUCUGGUCUGAAAGUGCCAUUCUUUUUUUGAAAGGUUUUAUUUUUUAUUGUUUGCAUAAGGACCCAGAAGGAUAAGCGGCUUAGGAAGUGCGUGUGUGUGUGUGUGUGUGUGUGUGUGUGUGUGUGUGUGUGUGUGUUUGCAUAAGGACUCUAUAUCUAUUUAUCUUUUCCAGGAGCAGAAUGGAAAAAAAAUGGAAAGGAACAGAAUGCAGCGUGUCAUGUUUUAUCAAACAAUAUUAUAAUAGACCAACAGUAAGAAAUUAGUUAAAAUUACCAGUAUUGAUGGAACUUUUAGAUCUUGUUUUUCUCCUUGCAUUAACAUGAAUUUCAUAUGUGGAUCUACUUUUGGAAGCUACUUUCUUGUUGGAAGCUUUCAUCGGUCCAGAGUGCAAUAAGGCACUUGUUUUUUGGAAAACUCUUGCCUUGUGCAUACGUCAUUUAUCGUUUCACCUGCAAGUCAGCACUCUGCAGACGCAUUUCUGGCUAGGUAAUUGUAUGUGGAUAUAGAAUCCGAUCACAGUGCAUCUUUGAUGUGUUUACACUUGGCUUCAGUAUGAAUUGUUUACUGUGGUCUAUUUCACACAAAUCAGAGUUAGACAGGACUUAAACACAAAGGCUACAUUCACAUUUUUUUUGGUCAGAUUCAACCCAUGUUUUUUCAUGUGGCCAAAAUCUUUUGUUAGUGUGAACAGCCUUUUGCCCUGAAAGGAUCCAUGUUGCACAAUGAACUGCGAUGGACUGUAAAAGAAAAGGCAUGAAUUCUUACUGUUUUUAUUCCGUUCAAAAUUAGGAGGGUUGGAUAAGUGUCUGAUCUCUAAUGAAAGGGUCCCAAAUGUGAUUAGAAAAGAUCAGUUAAUUGCCACUUUUAGGCAAAAAAUAAAUUUGUGUUAAUUUAACCUUAUAAUGUGAACAUUUACUUCUUUGGAGUGUUUGUUAUCCUGAUUUGUAACCACAAAUGUCAAAUACUGACCAACUCCGGACCAGGCUCAGGGUAUCAUUCACAGAAUUGGAUAACAAAACUGAUACCUUGAAGAAGCACUGUCUAAGAUUUUGAACUGAUUACUGUAUCAGGGGGGAAAUUGUACUAAAAGAUUUAGUUUUUCAGCUCAAAUGAUACGUCUUUACAUAUUGAUAUAACACGCACAGACUCAAAAAGAAGGUGCAGCUUGAUGUUUAGGUGUCAAAUGCAAAAUUUGUGUCAUUCUGAUGAAGAUGUGUUACCAAUAGUAGAAAAUUCUCUUAGACAUGAGUUCUCUUUCCAUAUUCUCACAAUGUGCUUGUAAUCAUUGGAUUCAUUUGGCUGUAGACGUCCAUUGUUACAGAUGUUCUUCUGCAUGUUGCAUGCAAUUGCACAUUUCCACCAGAGAAGUCUCAAUCUCCAAAUCGUACAUAGUGCAACUUUAUUUUUGGCAGUAGUUCCUGAAUGAUACUAUUUUCAAUAGUGUGCUUUAAAAUACAACCCGAAAGUGGAUGUGGCGUACACCAGAUUUUCAGUGGAACAAGCUUGUCUUUUGACCAAUGUUAAAAUUGACUACUUAAGAUCUGAAGAUGUGGAUCCAGGAUCCUGGAGAAGAGUCCAAAACAUUGUAUUGCUUUAUCACGAGGUGGAUGAAAUUUUUAGUUCACUGACAAAAAGAGCUUCAGAGUUGGCAUCAUUGGCAAGGCGCUUUUGUCCAACUGAAUGAAUCAUUUUGUGUGUCAUGAAACAGAAACAUUGUGCAGAAUUUCCACAAAGGCUCUAGGGAGCUGCGCCAGGGAAAGAAAUUUCAUAUGCAAGAGUGUGCUAAGCAUUGAGUCAACACUGGUGAUUUUAUUGUAGUGGUUAAGGGAUGGGCAGGGGUGGGAUCAUUUUUGUGAGUGAGUAUGCGAGUGUAGUAUGGUGUGUUUGUGUCCAUCUGGUGCAUGAAUGAGUCAUAAUCAUACAUGAAUACCGUCAGAGGAAGAAUUUCCAAGACUGUUGUCCCAUGGGUGGCUAACACACACAUGUCCAUGAACAUAGAUCCUGUAUGCAUAGAGCCUUAUCUGAACAGUGACUGCAGCUUCAGUAACCAGCCUUUUGUAUAGUACAUCUAUACGUUUGAGGUGCUGACUAUUAAACCGGAAUUUUAUCUGUGGCAUUAAUGGUUUACUGUGCCAAACAACUAAAACUGAAGCUUGUUUACUGGUACAUGGCCAACUGUACUGUGCACACUGUCACCCACUCUUUGCCAUUUUUAUUUAGUUUACUUUUUUUUUUUUUUCAUUUGUCUAUGUCUAUUUCUCUUGGUCAAAUAGUUAUUAGGGAUUCCCAAUGUGGAAUUUCCAGGUUGAUAACAAUAACUGAUAAUAACACUUAAUAACACAUUAAUGUAGAUUAAUAAUUUUUAUAUUGAAAUCACAAUUUGAAAGAGUGCAGUUUUCAAAUUGCAUGAGAGAUUUUUAUUAUAGCUUACAUUAUCAAUAUUGUGCACAUUUGGCGUGCAGUGUUCAAGCCUCAAGCCAGAAAAAAGUAGUUGUGCUGGUUUUCUUGGUAAAAAAAAAAGCUGGCCUGGAACUCAUUUUGUAGAAAUUGAAAUAGCAGUCAUAAUAUU